AGAGGGAGACGAGAUUAGGAGGAGUGGAGGAGAACAGAACGGAGAGCAUUCAUUCACACAAGCUUUAAAUUGCCUUCAACACAGACACACUGAAUGCCAAACUACUAUGCAAAAUGCGAUGCUGGAACGAAAAGGGAGAGAAAUGCCCAUAGCUGUCGUUUCAGCAAUACUAAUAAUAAUAUAGUAGCCUACCUACGCGCCCUUUAUAAAAGUAAGUGAUAUCGCACAAAAGCAGGGAAACGGAACUGGAGAGAGAGCAGCGGCGAACUAUGCACUGAUGAUGAUUUCUGCCAGAAAAACUCCGGAGAAGAGUCGCUACCACCUGCAUUUUUUGGUGUGGCAUAACAAACACCGGCAGCUGGAGAAAGAGCUCUCAGCUCGCGAGCAGGUUGAUUUAGAAGUGUUGGACCCACGGGGUCGGACUCCUUUGCACCUGGCCGUGACGCUGGGCCAUUUAGAGUGCGCCCGUCUGCUAGUCCAGCAUGGAGCCGAUGUCAGCAGAGAAAACAGAAAUGGCUGGACAGUGUUGCAGGAGGCCAUCAGCUCACGUAACCCGGAGAUGGUGCGUCUGGUGCUGCGUUACCGGGACUACCAGCGCACCACCAAGCGACUGGCGGGGAUCCCACGCCUGCUGGAGAGACUCCGACAGGCACAGGACUUUUACGUGGAAAUGAAAUGGGAGUUUACAAGUUGGGUUCCUCUCGUGUCUCGUAUCUGUCCGAGUGACACAUAUCGGGUAUGGAAGAGUGGCCAGUGUUUGCGGGUGGACACAACGCUCAUGGGAUUUGAGCAAAUGACCUGGCAAAGAGGCAAUCGCAGCUUCAUAUUCAGGGGUCAAGACUCCAGCGCCAUGGUAAUGGAGGUGGAUCAUGACAGACAGCUGGUGUUUUGCGAGACGCUGCCGUGCCUCUCUUCCUCUCCCACCUCGCCCUCCACCAGGCCGUGCACAAACACUUUGCGCCUUCUGGGGGCGCUGCAGCCCAGCGACGAACAGGUGGCAGCCCGUCUAUCUGCUCCCGUGGUAGCGACGCAGCUGGAUACCAAGAACAUUUCCUUUGAGAGGAAUAAAACGGGCAUUCUUGGCUGGCGUAGUGAGAAAACGGAGGUGGUGAAUGGGUACGAAGCAAAGGUUUACUGUGCUUCUAAUGUUGAGCUGAUCACACGUACACGUACUGACCAUCUCACCGACCAGCACAAAACAAAACCCAAAGGGGGCAAGACUCCUCUGCAAUCCUUCCUGGGUAUCGCUGAACAGCACAUAGGGCCUAACAACGGACACACUAUGGUGACUCAGAUAUCAUGUCCUGCAACGAACCCUUUGGCCGUGACGGCAGAGGAGUACUUUAAUCCCAACAUGACUCAGAGAGACAUCGGCCAGCCCUGUCACCUCACCACCAAAACACAAAGGUUCAAAGCCAAGCUGUGGUUGUGUGAAUCACACCCUUUAUCUCUGUCGGAGCAGGUGGCUCCUAUCAUCGACCUCAUGGCCAUCUCCAACGCACUGUUCGCCAAGCUUAGGGACUUCAUCACCUUGCGCUUGCCUCCUGGCUUUCCCGUCAAAAUAGAAAUUCCCAUCUACCACAUCCUGAAUGCUCGCAUCACCUUUGGGAACCUAAAUGGUUGUGAAGAGGGUGGUUUGCCCCGAGUGGAUGCUGAAGGGGACGGACAGAAGGACAGCCCCAGGACAGAGACUCCAUCUCCAGGCAGUGACUCCUCCAGCGUGUCCAGCUCCAGCUCAACAAACUCGUGUCGCGGAGGAGAGAUCCCAUCUUGUGUGUUUGAGGCUCCGCGAGGGUACAGCAUUUUAGGAGGAAACCAGAGGGAGAACAUUAGAGAAGAGGAAGAUGAUCUCCUACAGUACGCCAUCCAGCAGAGCCUGAUAGAGGCAGGAUCAGAAUAUGACCAGGUGACGAUCUGGGAGGCUUUGACCAACAGUAAGCCAGGAACACACUCUCUGUCCUGUGACCCCAGCCGGCACGAAAGAACCCCACAGCACAAACCCAGCCCUGUGGAGAGCCCUCGCAGCACACCGACCAAUAAGCCACCACGCAGCUAUGACGAGCAGCUGCGUCUAGCCAUGGCACUGUCCGCCCGUGAACAGGAAGAGGCGGAGCUACGUCAAAGACGAGAGGAAGAGGAACUGCAGCGUAUCAUUCAGCUGUCACUCAUGGAGAAGUGAGGAACUGAGGGGUCGGAGAGCAUGUCUAGGGAUCUGGAACCAACUACGCUGGCCAUUCCCAAAGGCCCCACCCUCUUCUUCCAAAGAACUGGAUAAAAUGGGCCGAUCUCUUGUCCAGUCUUGAGUGAAUCGUUCAGAAUCACAGAGAAACCUCGGUCUUCACUGCAAGUUUACAAACAAAAACUAUUAAAAUCAUGGCAAUCCACUGACUGAUCAGCACCGGUCUGGUCUCUGAACGUGUGAAUGUGCAUUUAUGACUGAGAAAGUCCACACUGCGGACCUUGGCAUUGUUUCUAAAAGCCAUCAUCAUCUGAGCACUUGCUGAGAGUUCUUGCAGUAGGUGUAAGUUCUGGGGGAAUCUUGCCACUUUUUUUAGUUUUAAAUUAUAGAAUAACUUUAAUUUUGGUUUCUAAUACACAUCAGAUUGACUGUACUUGGAUUGAGGAGCCUUGAUGUCUCCUUAAAGAAUGUUUGAGGGCAUUUAAACAAGAGUUUAUGCUGCAGCUCCAUCGAUCUUGAUGGGAAUGCUGCGUUCACAAAAAGCGUAGAAGGAAAACUUAAUGAUUUGUUUAAGUGACACUUCCAUUAAGUAACCAAAGUUGCUUAAUAACAACUUUGGUUAAUGCCAUUUCAUUAAUCCUUAAAAUUUGAGGAUCUCAUACAGGAGGGUUUUGAGAAAAUGUUUUCCCAUUUGAUUUCAAAGACCAGUUCGCAGUAGCGCGAAUGUUUGACAUGAAAAUUCAGUCCGAGUUUUGCAAGCCAUUUGUCUGUUCAGACCAAUAUGAAAAAAGAUAAUUUUCUCUCUGAAAGUAGGUGGCAAUUAUGGAAAAAUAAGGUACAGGGGACCAGUGGUGCUCAGGUUUCCAUUUUGACAAACUGCUUGUCAUGGAAGUUUAAUGGUGUGUGCAGACCAAAAGUUAAUCUAAUUAUUUGCGCAAGUAAAUUACAUACAAAGUCAAUGCAAAGACAUGAAUAGACACGAAUUUGUGCCGGCUGAUGCAAAGGAAUGCGAAUUGGGCAAUACAUUUGCCUUGAUCAUGCAUUAUACACCUUAAUCACGUGCAAGUUUAAAGGUUUUAACUCGAGAUGAAAAUUCGCAAGAUGCAUUGUCACGUAAUCCGAUCAGAGAAGAGCUUGUUGAUACAUCCGUUUGUAACAGAAAAGGAUUUUUAUUUAUUUAUAAGAUUUAUUUUCCGUUUUUUUCUGACUGGACAGUAGUAAUGCCAUGAUGCGAAAUAGGAGAAAGAGAGGGGGGUGGGAUCUGGAAAGGUUCAUGAGAUGGGAUUCAAACUUGGGACGCCCAUAGGGCAAUGGCUUCUAUUGUUUUUAUUUAUGCAAGUGAUGCGAAAACAUCCCACAGAUAAUUUAGAGAAUGUAAAGUGAUACAAAUGUUAGCUUUGCUUUUGCUGUUCACACUAUUAGAGAAGGUGCUCCCUGUAGAGCUGAUGGAUCUAGCUUUCCAUCCAGCUCCACCUCCCUGGACAUAACAGUUGGAGCUUGAAGGUCCAAUCACACCCUAACUAUAACCCUAUCCCUAAACAUAACUAGGUCGAGCUCCACCCAAUAGGUCCAAAGAGGUGGUGCUGGACUAGGUAAUGCUAGGGUCACCCAUUUGACCCUGCAGUGAUCACCAAAAAAUAGAUAAAAUAUUGCUUUAAUAUAUAGUUCUAACCCUAAAAAUGGAUUUUGCGCAAUCCUGUCUAUAAAAUCCUUUACCACACUUUUUGUAGUGUGUAAGCACCCUAAAGUGAAUGCCAAACCCUGCGAUAUGACAGAAUUUGGCAGUAACCCUCUGUGCACUGUCAAUGGCAUGAUUUUUAAUUAUUAGCCAGAUUGAUAAUUCAAACACUGGAGAAGUUAUUGUAAUGGUACACUUUGACAGUUAAUAAUAAGAUUUCUUUGAAUCUGAAUCAAAUGCUCAUUGCAAUAUUCAUAAUGUGUGUCCUAAAUGCACUUUUUUGGGGGGGAAAAAUAUCUGCAUACAACACAGUGUGUGUGCUCUACUUCAAAUGGUGCUAAGUUGAUUUUCAUAUUGACUAUUAGGUAAGUAAAUCAGUGUAAUUGUCAUGAUAUGCAUUCAUCCGUCUGUUCAAUCACUCAACAACAAUGUUUCUUUCUCGGCCUCCAUUCAGUGCUUCCAUCAACAUUACCAUCAGAGCUCAUUGUCUCAUGACUGGAACACCUGCGGUAGCUAAUCAAAAAUGGAAUUGUGCUUUCAUGAGGGGUGCCAGUUCUGGAACAAAACAUGAAAGGAGGAAUCACUCGCAGAGAUAAUGCCCUGAGCGAAGAGGAAGUGGAAAGUUUUAUUGAAGAAUCUUAAAAUAGAUGUUUCUCCUUAGUCAGAUAUAUUCUGGGCCUGAGUGACGUGCCCUCAGGGUUUGAUGUUAUCAGGUGAAUCUGAAAAACAAAUUAGGAAACAUGGCCAUACUCCACGUCUAAAAAUCUUCAAUGCUAAAGCACAAGGGAUUAAGCGUCAGUUUUCAAAGGAAACGGAUGUGAUGAAGGUGUCUGGAGACAGAGCUCCUGAUAAACACAUAGGUUUGAUCUUAUGAUUGUGCGACUCGUGAAUGCUGGUUCAGUCAUUAAGGAAUGCUUGAUAUGACGUUUUAGUAAAAGAUAUUAUAAGAGCAUUAUUUAUAUUUAACCGUUUUUAAUUUGACUUUGGUUGAUGCUGUGGUUUGUGUGGAGUGCUGCUGUUGUGUUUGUAUGUGACAAAUAUAUUGUUCACAUUUGUAACUUAAAGGCAUUCAGAAUAAAGGACAUCUA
Molecule: messenger RNA, 4945 nt
Organism: Carassius gibelio (silver crucian carp)
Lineage: Eukaryota; Metazoa; Chordata; Actinopteri; Cypriniformes; Cyprinidae
Gene: ankrd13b
Product: ankyrin repeat domain 13B
Exons: 15
Coding region: 278-2179 (633 amino acids)
Cellular component (GO): cytoplasm
Molecular function (GO): protein binding
Source: RefSeq, a predicted model, not a curated record